AUUUACUUUCUUGCGAAAUUACAUUUUCUCAACGUCUGCAAUCUCCCACGUCACGCCUUCCUUCUUCCCGACCCUUCGAUGAUGCUCGCCGUCUCCGCCUCUCCUCCGCUCAUCUCCGCCGCAUCUCUUUCUAAAUCCACUUCCUCUCUCUUACCUCUUCUCUCCACCACCAAAACCACUCUCCGUUUCCCCAAAACCGCUCGACACAUCUCCAUCUACAAACCCCCCAUGAAUAACCUCCUGAGUCGACUCGGGUUAGGCACUCGUCCGCAACCAGCCGACCCCUCGUCGGCGGCGAUUGCUCAGGGCCCAGAUGACGAUGUUCCGGCGCCGGGACAACAAUUCGCGCAGUUCGGGGCUGGUUGUUUCUGGGGAGUGGAGCUUGCAUACCAGAGGGUCCCUGGUGUGACGAAGACCGAGGUGGGCUAUAGUCAGGGGUUAUUGCACAACCCGACUUACGAGGAUAUUUGUACGGGUACAACGAACCACAAUGAGGUUGUUAGGGUUCAAUAUGAUCCUAAAGAAUGCAGCUACGAGACCUUGCUUGACGUUUUAUGGGUUCGCCACGACCCCACUACCUUGAAUCGCCAGGGGAAUGAUGUGGGAACCCAGUAUCGAUCAGGCAUAUACUAUUACACACCCGAGCAAGAACAGUUGGCCCGUGAAUCCAUGGAGAAACAGCAGAAGCUCUUGAACAGGAAGAUCGUGUCUGAGAUCAUUCCCGCCAAGAAAUUCUACAGAGCAGAGGAAUACCACCAACAGUACCUCGCCAAAGGUGGUCGCUUCGGGUUUAGGCAAUCCACCGAGAAAGGUUGCAAUGAUCCGAUCCGAUGUUAUGGCUAACCCACAAAGGUCAUCUCGCAAACUAUCCUCCUUUUAAGUACCUACACACAAAAAAAAUGUAAAAAACAAAAUUCAGGUUCUUGUCUCAUGGGGGGACACUAAACCGGUCUGGUUUAUAGCUCUAUAUAUUCGUCUGUCUUGUGUUCUUACCCAAUGAUGGUUUUUUUUUCUGUAUAUGCUAUAUGAAUUUGAUGCAUCUUUGAUGUUUUGAACAUCGUCUUGUCCACUAGUUGCUUGUA
Messenger RNA from Tarenaya hassleriana, 1082 nucleotides. Its product is annotated as peptide methionine sulfoxide reductase. The transcript is spliced from 2 exons. Gene Ontology annotation, molecular function: peptide-methionine (S)-S-oxide reductase activity. The coding region runs from base 79 to 843 and encodes 254 amino acids. NCBI's taxonomy places the organism in Eukaryota, Viridiplantae, Streptophyta, Magnoliopsida, Brassicales, Cleomaceae. The record is from RefSeq and is a predicted model, not a curated record.